GGUGUUUCCAAAGUUGUUUUGAGGAUUUCUGUGGAUGAUUCGUUAUUUAAUUUUGAGAUGUAAAGGUUUUACAAACAUGUGUGCUAAGUCAAAUUAGUCUGUUCUUCACCAACGCCCCCAUCCCCAUCUUCUCACAUUCAUUGUAAGUCUUUGUGAACUGAUAAGGGCUUGCCUCCUCAUUCUUUGAAAGUUGCCGAACCAUCUCAACCUCUGGCGUUUAGUAUUUUAUCCAUUUCCCCUUUAUAUCGGAUUCUCCAGUCUGCUUCUUUCAUUCUAAUUCCUCCAUAUAUUCUUCUGAUAAUUUUUCACCUAAAAAUCAUUACCACAAGUUACAGUUGGUCUGGUUAGAGUCCUGUAGGUUUUUAAUGUCAUUUUUCUUGUGGUUAGUUUGUUUUACAGGGUUUCAGGUUUGCAAAAUACUCUAUUACCACUUGGUAUUCUUUCUUGUAUGGUUCUGCUUGGUUUUCCUCGAGAUGUUUAAGUUUUUUGACAUCUUUGAAAGUUUUAUCAUCUAAGAUGAAAUCUUCUACUCUUUUAUAAUAUUCUGAUGCCAUAUUCUGGAAAAUGUAUAUGUGAUUCAUGCAUUAGGAUGCUCUUUUAUACAUUUUGUAGUGAUUGUAUUUUGGAUCGGAGAAGGAUCUCCACACCUGUGGCCUCCACGGUCACCAAGAUCAUCACUGUGAUCUUAUUUACAAAAAUCCAGGCUUUUUUUGAAUUCAUUUCGCAAUACUUGUAUUUUAGUUUAAGGUACACAUUUUGAUCCAUGUAGAUCAUUAGCGAUAAGACUUAUCACACAUGUUUAUAAGAGUUUUUCGCACUUCGCUCACAGAAUUCUUGCAGAUUACUUUAGAAACUGUAAUCGUAAGAUUUGUUGAACAUUUUCUAAGAUAAUGAUACGAGAAGUAUGCAAUAAGAAUGAUAAAACUUGUGAUAAGUAAUUGUUAUAUGGUAGUUGUGGGACAGUCAAAUUUUUAGAAAAGAAAUAUCCAGAUUAUUGGAAAUUCCACACUAGAAAUAUUACGGGUUCUAAUUUUAAUCAACAAAUGAAAUAUACCAUUCGAUUAAAAAACUUUUCAUCUGGGAAUGACCAUAAAACGAUGUCAUUCAUGGUCAUAAUUUCGUGGAACAAACGGCAUUGUGUGAGAGUUGUGACAUAAAAAAAUUAGCAGAAAUAUGUGACUUAAAACAGUGAUAAAAUAUCAUUAGGGUAUAAACACCUAUUAAUGGUCCGAUACCCAUGUAACAUAGUUUUUCUAUUAUUGUGAUAAGUUGGAUUUUUAGUAUCAGUUAAUUAGGAUUUUAUCAAUUUUUUUUCAUAUUUGUACAACUUCUUUUUUAGUAGUAAAAAUUAAUCUGGAAGGUUUCGAUAGUCGAGUAGGAAUCAGAUACAGAGUCCCUAAAUGAUCAGCUCCAAAAUGAUAUGAGAAUUUUGAAGAAAACUGCAGGAAUCGAAAAAAAGACCAAGAUACUGGGUUUUAUAUUUAUCCAGAGUCUUUCUGCGAUAUAGAAAAUUCCUCCCAUAAAUUUUUUUGAAGAAACCAGAAAAAAAAGCACCAUUGCAUUUCCUUUUCAGCAUCAAUUGCUUCAAAAAGUUACUUUGUAACUUUAAUACUGCUAGAUCCAAAAAGUAUUUAAAUUUGAAAAAAUUGAUACUAGCUCUCUCACAAAUCAGUGCCCAAAAGGUACUAGAGUAGAUUCUGUGAGGAGAAUUAAAUUUCACUUCACUUCACUAGGUAUAGUAGUUCAUUUGAACCCUAGAUCUGGAAGGUCGUGGACGUUCCUUUGCAAUUUUGAUAUUGUUACAUCCAAAAAGUAUCGGAAAUUUGAGAAAAACAAGGAAGAUAUGCUUUUUUACAUAUUAUAUCCCAACGUAAACUGAUUAGUGUAGAUUCAGUAGCGAGGAAAAUAAAAUUUCACUUUAUCUAAUUAAGAAAACCUUGCAAUUGGAGGCAUACACAAUGAAUUAGAAGAAGAUCUAAUCUUCUUGAAUGCAGCACAGACAAAGUAGUUCAUUUGAACCCUAGAUCCGGAGGGUUUGUUUGGAAAACAAGGAUUUCUUUCGUUUCCCUAAUGGUACUGGUUUAGAAUAUGAGUAAUAAUAAUGUAUUAGUUUUUCUUUUUUAUAGUUUCAGUCACUAGUGUCUCUAAUUUAUACGAGGGUCUUUGGAAAUGAUUAUAAUAAAUAUGAACCCUCACACAUAGCUGUUCCUUCCAUGCAAAUUUGCCAUAUUUUAGGAAACAUUUUUUUGGAUCGAACCUUUUACAUUCCUCUAGAUUGUUUACUUUUAAUAUAUCAUAAGAUAGUAAAUCAGUAACAGUUAGAAAAGGGGAAAAACCUGAAAAUAAAAUUAUUAAAAAAUGCUUAUUAACUGAAAAAACAAACAUCCUUAUAAAUGAGUGGGAUUAAUGUUCCUUUGGUUGAAAGUUUGUUUUGAAUAUACUAUUGAAAGCAAUGAAGACUGUCCAUAAUGUUUUUUUAUACGAUGAUUAAUGUUUUAUAUAUGUAGUAAUGAUUUUUUUUUCAAUCUUUGGGGUCUUUUUGUUAUUGCGUUUUACAAUCUCACGAGUACCUGUUGUCAAAACUUGAAAUUCAUUUAUAUUUUUCUUACAUUUGCCCAAAAUAAUUGUCAGAGAGAUCAAUCUUGUAAGACAACUUUAUUUGCGUUUGUUUAUGUUGCUAUUUUUCAUUAAAAUCUCAAUUAUAUUAUCUGUAAUACUUAAUAAUUCCAUUUUUUCCGUUUUUCAUAUUUUUAUUGGAACAAUAUUGUAUUCAAUCAACGCGCAGUCCUCUAAUUGUUCCGAUCAACCCUUUCCUGUAACUUCUCCUAAUUAAAUUUUAGGUAUUGUAAGCAACUUUGGGCUUCUGUAAUUUCAUAUCGAUUCUUAUUUUUUAUGUAAUCCUAAAAGGGCUAUACACAAUAUAAAUUACUUCUGUGUCAUCUGAAAAGGGCUAUAAAUAAUAUAAAUUACUUCUAUGUACUUUAAAAAGGGCUAUAAACAAUAAAAAUGACUUCUGUGUACUCUGAAAAGGGUUAUAAACAAUACAAAUGACUUGUGUACUUCUAUGUACUUUGAAAAGGGCUAUAAACAAUAAAAAUUACUUCUAUGCACUUUGAAAAGGGCUAUGAACAAUAUAAAUGACUUCUGUGUACUCUGCAAAGGGUUAUAAACAAUAGAAAUGACUUGUGUAAUCUGAAAAUGGAUAUAAAUAAUAUGAAUUACUUCUGAGUAGUGUUCUUAAGUAAAAAAUGUUGUUUUUCUACUAAAUCGUUUCAUCAAAUCUAUGUUGAGGUUGCAUGUGCACAUUUUAAGAUUGAAAAUUUUCUAUUUGAGGUUUAUCAUGAGGAGUUCAAUAUGAAAACUUCUCUUACAAAUAUGACACAAGCUUUUUUAUGUAUCGAUAAAAUAUAUGCCAACGUUUUAACUUCAUUAUUUUGAAUAUUAUUGCCCAAUGCCCAAAAUUAUAUCAAAAGUUUGGUAGAAUUGAUGAUUUAUUAUUAUUGUUUGUUAUUAAAAAUGAUGGUUCCAUUGUAUAAAGGAGUAGAUACAGACUUUAUCUAGCUAAACCUUAAGAAGCAUUAUUAUAAUAGAUAUUUUGAAAUAUAUAGAUUUCAAAUUUCCUAGAUUAGCUGUUUGUCAUCAUGCACUUCCUGAGUAUGCUAGAUUAUGUUUAAUUGUACCACAUCAAAGUAAAUUUUAUCAAAACGACCUUAACAGAAGUAACAAAUACUUUAUACGUAGUUCCAUAAACUUUUGAAAGGGCAUUAACAUCAGUCAUAGUUGCGGAAAUCCUAAUUUUCACCUAUAAAUUAAUAUCUUUUGUUUUUUACAAAGGGAAUCAUUCUUUUCCAUACUUUUCUUUUGAUUGGGUUAUGUAUAUUUGCCACAUGGAUGAAAACUUUCAUUCGUCCCUACUGUACUAUGUAACAUUAUUUUUUAUUAAUUUCAAAAGAUAAUGUUACUUUAUUUUGUUGAUACUGUGAUAAAUAUCUGUGAUACAACAUACCACAUAUGUAUUCAAUUUCAUGUUUUUAUUAUUAAGUUUUAUUUAAGCAAUCGUUUAUUGUGAUAUUUUUAUGGGAAACAAUAAUAAAAACUUCACCUUUAGUACAUAUUAUUUUUUAUCCCUAUCAGUGAAAAUUUUUUAGUUCACUGAGUAUAUUUUUUUCUUUAUCCCGUGAAGUAAUUUAUAUGUUUUAAACGUUGUAAUGUAAUAAAUAUAAUAAUUUCGGUGGUGAACUACUGUUAGGAAUUUUUUGAGUAAGAUUCGUUAAAAAAAUGUCGAUAUAAAUAAUUUGAAUAUUUGAAAUUGAAAAUUAAAAAAAUGAACGACUUUACAUCUAAUAUGAAAAUACUUUGGAAGUUGCAAUCUUUUUAAUCUAUUAUUUUUGCUUUUAAUUAUAUUAUCAUUUCCAAAUAGAAAUUUCAGUUCACCCUAUAAAGCUCAGAUUUUAUGCUAAUACAGUAUUUCACAUUUAAUGAUAUUAUUUAAAAGAAUCACACAUCUAAUUAUUAGGUUUGAAUUAAUUUUUUUAAUACGUGGAUAUUGAAAAGCAAGUAAAGUAGUAGAUAUUGAAUUAUUUGUUUUUUCAUACUAAAAAAUUAGUUAUAUUGAAACAAAUAAUAAUCGGUUUCGAUUUAGAAAGAUUCUCAAAAAAUACCAAUAGCUUUUCUAGAUUAUAGUAUAUAUCCAAAGAUAAUUUUCAAUAACAGUUUUUUAAGAUACAAAAUCAAUUUUGAUAGAUCCGUUGCAAUAUAUCCAAAGUUAUAUAAUGUGAAAAAUGUCUUAGAUAAAGUUUCAUUUUUGCAAAUCAUUUAUUAAAUCAAAAUGUAAUAUAGCUCACUGUAACAGUGUGAUUUCUUUUCACGCUAUUUUUAUCAGAUUUAUUUGACUCGAAUCACUUUAUUUUCACAAUACACGCACCACAAUUUAGGUCUACAGAAUCUUGUUGUCUUUCUUAAAAAUCUUCAAUUGGACUUUUUCCUCUUGUGAGCUUAACAGGGAUUGAGUAUUUUGCUGAUAUUAUUUUACCUCAGCUUCUUUCGUGAAAUGUUUCAUAUUGUUUUUCACAACAUGUUUUCAUCAAAUUUAUUUCACGGGAUAACUAAUUUGAAAUCAUAUUUCCACUAUGUACACACCACAAUUUAAAGCAACAACAAUGAUUAUUCGAUCACAAUAGUUCACAGAAUUUCCUUUUUUAAAAAUUUCAGUUGGAGGUUUUUCUCUUGUGAGCUCGUUUUACUUCCCACAGCAAUCCAGUAUUUUCCAAAUAUUAUUUCACUUAAGGUUAAUUUCUUAGGGAAGUGUUUCGUGUUGUUUUUCACAAAGUGUUCCAUUGAUUUCACUGGAAUAACACUAUUCACGCACUACAAUUCUAAUCUCCAACAGUGGUUAUUCAAUUAACAUCUAAAUGCCUCCUAUUUUCUUAAUAGUUUGCAGAAUUUAGUGAAAUAUCUUUUUUAAAAGCUUCAAUUGGACGUUUUUCCAAUUAUAAACCCAUUUUACUUCCAACAGGAUUCCAGUAUGUUACAAAUAUUAUUUCACUUUAGCCUCAUUUUUUAGAAAAAUGUUUAGUAUUGUUUUUCAGAGUUCUUAUGCUUUCAAUAAAGUAAUAUAAUCACUUUUAUAAUUUUCUUAAGUUCUUGAUACAUUAUUUUGACUCAAUUAAUUGCGUGAUCAUACAAUCACAACAAUAAUUGAGUGAAUAAAAUGUUUUAAAACUUGUGAGCUCGUUUUACUUCCCACAGCAAUCCAGUAUUUUCCAAAUAUUAUUUCACUUAAGGUUAAUUUCUUAGGGAAGUGUUUCGUGUUGUUUUUCACAAAGUGUUCCAUUGAUUUCACUGGAAUAACACUAUUCACACACUACAAUUCUAAUCUCCAACAGUGGUUAUUCAAUUAACAUCUAAAUGCCUCCUAUUUUCUUAAUAGUUUGCAGAAUUUAGUGAAAUAUCUUUUUUAAAAGCUUCAAUUGGACGUUUUUCCAAUUAUAAACCCAUUUUACUUCCAACAGGAUUCCAGUAUGUUACAAAUAUUAUUUCACUUUAGCCUCAUUUUUUAGAAAAAUGUUUCGUAUUGUUUUUCAGAGUUCUAAUGCUUUCAAUAAAGUAAUAUAAUCACUUUUAUAAUUUCCUUAAGUUCUUGAUACAUUAUUUUGACUCAAUUAAUUGCGUGAUCAUACAAUCACAACAAUAAUUGAGUGCAUAAAAUGUUUUAAAACUUUCAAUACAUCGACCCCAAUUUCCCAAACGCCAUUUUUGAUAUUUACAUCAAAAAUAUAUCGUAGGUUAAAACUUUUUCAUUAAUAAGUUCGCAGCAAAUAUAAAUUUUCGCGUUUUAAAAAUAACCAAUAUUUUUAUAACUCACAUAGAUCGAUAAUAUUUAGUUUCUUCGGGAUUGUAUGGAAUGUUCUCUCUUUGGUAAACUACAAAUGUUUUCCGCCUUUAUAGGCAUGCGCCAACACCGUCAGCUGUUCAGUACGAAUUCCCCCAUUUUUGUUUGUGUUAUUUUUUGGUAAUUUCAAUAUUAUCGUAACAUUUGGUUGAGUUGUGAUUAUAAAAUAAUGUAUUAGAAAACAAUAAAUUUCACAUUUUUAAUAUUCACAUUAUAACAACGUCGAUAAUCGAGUAUAAAGAAGCAUUUAAAACUACACACUCCAUGCCGUAUUCCCAUUAUCACGUGAUCAUACAUUCGCGUCUCGUAAUUUCAUUUUUUAUGGGGUUCAUAGAAAGUUUAUUUAAAAUAAAAAACCGAAAUACUAUAUUGUUUAAAAUUCACAGUUUCUUAAUUAUUUUAUAGAGAUGCAACGAAAGUUUUUAUAUUAUACAUAAUGUCGAAAACAUAGUUUGUUAAUGUUUUUAAGUUGGCCAACGUGUUAUUGACAGAUGACGUUUAAAUAUAAAACUCGACGUUGUUUUAAACACAUUGUUGGAUUAAUUAUUAUAGAAAAUAUGUUUUCCAAACGAGAUUUUAAAAGAAAAAAACGUGAAGAACAAGAAGCCGCCGCUCACGUAUUUCAAGAUUUCAUAGAAACGUUCCAAAACCCCCAAUCUUCAGUUGCAAAUAAGACGUUCGUAAGGUCGGGUCUGCUAUACCCGGAUAAUCAAGAACAAGUUAACGAAAACGUUUCUAAAAUAUACAAUCCGAAACCUUUGAUUUGUACGAAACAAAACGAACCGAACAGUGCCGUAGAAUGCGCGAAAAUCUUAAAGGAUAAUAUACCGGAUAAAACGAAAAAACGUCUAAAACCAAAAUCUAAUUUGGAUUUGUUGAAAGAAGAAUUGAAAUUGAGACACGAUGAGAAGACGCGAGAAGAAAAGGGAAAGUUGAAGGAAGAAAUCAAUUUUCCACCAACGUCAACUUCCGACGCGGAUAAACAAGGCACGACAAAUUUAUUUGUGGCUAAUUUACAUCCGUCGGUAACGGAAAAUCACUUGAUGCUCGAAUUCGGCGCGUACGGUCCAUUGGCGAGCGUUAAAAUUCUUUGGCCGAGAGGCGAAGAGGCCGGUCGGAAUACAAACUGCGGAUUUGUGGCUUUUAUGAGUAGAAAAGAUGCCGAAAGGGCUUUGAACGAUAAUCAACAUCGCGAAGAUAUGAGAGUCUGUUGGGGUAGAUCGGUAGAACUUCCCUCUUUUCCGGUUUAUAUUCCGAAUUCUUUAUUGAAAUUGUACCUACCUCCGCCCGCAUCGGGGCUACCUUUCAACGCCCAACCCCCAUCGCCGAACGGUUACCGAAACAUACACGACUGUUACGUAAAAGUAACGAUUCCGUUUAAUAAGAAAAUCCUGAUGUUGAUUCACAGAAUGAUCGAGUUUGUGGUGACGGAAGGACCGAUGUUCGAAGCUUUCAUCAUGAAUCGAGAAAUCAAUAAUCCCGAUUACAAAUUUCUAUUCGAUUAUCAAUCGCCCAAUCACGUCUACUACAGAUGGAAACUAUUUUCAAUAUUGAACGGCGACUCGCAGAAAAAUUGGUCGAUGAAGAAAUUCAGGAUGUUCGAAGGCGGUUCGAUUUGGUGUCCGCCGAUAGCGCCGUCUUACACCGACGGUAUGCCCGAGGAAUUGUUUAUUUCGAAAAGCAAACCGAGAAACAAAUUGUCCGACGCCCAAUGCGACAAACUGACGAAUCUCGUUAGGAAUUUGACGACGCAGCGACGUAAAAUUGCUGAAGCGAUGAUGUUUUGCUUGAAUCACGCCGAAGCUAUCGACGAUUCGAUCGAUAUAAUCGCCGAUUCACUUUUGAAUCCCGACACCGGGGUUAUCAAGAAAGUCGCCAGAUUAUAUCUCCUAUCGGAUAUUCUAUCUAAUUGUAAAACUAAACGGAUCGAUUUACAAUACCAACAAGAAACGUUACUCGACAUUUUUAGAAUGCUCCGAACUAACGCCGAUUCUUUGAACGUUUGCGAUAGGGAUAGUUUGAUAUUGAGGAUACUGCGCGUGAUAAGACAUUGGGAUAUUUAUAAGAUGUUUCCGGUGGCGUUGUUGGAAACGUUGAAUAACAUGUUUUCGACGGAUGGCGUUAACGACGAAGACGAUACUUGUAGUAUAGACGGACCGCUAGACGGGGCUAAUUUACUCAAAAGAUCGGAGUGUUUGGGAACGGACGAUGUGAAAAAAAUCGAUUCUAAUAUCGAUAUCGCGAAAUAUUUCGUACCAUCGAAAUGGGAUGCCGUAGAUCCGGACGAAGUCGAAUCUCAAGCGAUGUCGACGGAGAAAAUGUAUCUGAUGGAAAUCGAUAAAUUGGCCGACGUGGGGGGCGCGAAAAAAAGAAAAAAGAAAAAACAUAAAUCUAAGAAUCACUGAAUUUUUGUUGUUUUAUUAUUUUAUGUGUUUCUCGAUGUAUAAUUUGCGAAUAAACAAAAAUUUCGAUGCUAAUCGAAGGGAUCUAUCGUUUCCUUUUAUCUUGCGGCGAUAUUUUGCGUCCUUUUUAAUAUACAGGAUGUGCGAUAGUUAUAGCUGCCGAAGAUCUUCGACUUCUAUUUCAUUUUCUCCAAAAUGUAACUCCGGAGCUCGAGUUUUUUAUUUUUUUUAUGAUAGUAUCGACGUUUUUCUUUCGAUUUUUCAGUAUUGCAACGUUGCCGUUCCGCAACUGUAGAUUUAUAGAUUUAUUUGAAGUUAUUUUUCUAAAAUUUUUCGCUACAAUUUUCACCCUGUAUAUUUCUCACGAAUAUGAAAACUGAAGGCAUCCAAUAUAUAUAGUCGCAUAGAUUCAUGUUUUCUUAAUCGAUUGAUGUCAAAAUGAAAUCGAUAUCUCGAAUGGUUUCGAAAAUAUCGAAUUUUGUAUACGAUCACGUCAAAUUUUUUUCGAAAUUCUGACAAAAAUGUCGAAAAUGCGGAUUUAUAGUGAAGGUCACAUAGACGCACGUUUUUUCGAUUGAUUCGUGUCAAAAUGAAAUCGAUAUCUCGAAUGGUUUAGAGAAUAUCGAAUUUUGUAUACGAUCACGUCAAAUUUUUUUCGAAAUUCUGACAAAAAUGUCGAAAAUGCGGAUUUAUAGUGAGGGUCACAUGGACGCACGUUUUUUCGAUUGAUUCGUGUCAAAAUGAAAUCGAUAUCUCGAAUGGUUUAGAAAAUAUCGAAUUUUGUAUACGAUCACGUCAAGUUUUUUUCGAAAUUCUGACAAAAAUGUCGAAAAUGCGGAUUUAUAGUCUAGGUCACAUAGACGCACGUUUUUUCGAUUGAUUCGUGUCAAAAUGAAAUCGAUAUCUCGAAUGGUUUAGAGAAUAUCGAAUUUUGUAUACGAUCACGUCAAAUUUUUUUCGAAAUUCUGACAAAAAUGUCGAAAAUGCGGAUUUAUAGUGAGGGUCACAUGGACGCACGUUUUUUCGAUUGAUUCGUGUCAAAAUGAAAUCGAUAUCUCGAAUGGUUUCGAAAAUAUCGAAUUUUGUAUACGAUCACGUCAAAUUUUUUUCGAAAUUCUGACAAAAAUGUCGAAAAUGCGGAUUUAUAGUGAAGGUCACAUGGACGCACGUUUUUUCGAUUGAUUCGUGUCAAAAUGAAAUCGAUAUCUCGAAUGGUUUAGAAAAUAUCGAAUUUUGUAUACGAUCACGUCAAGUUUUUUUCGAAAUUCUGACAAAAAUGUCGAAAAUGCGGAUUUAUAGUCUAGGUCACAUAGACGCACGUUUUUUCGAUUGAUUCGUGUCAAAAUGAAAUCGAUAUCUCGAAUGGUUUAGAGAAUAUCGAAUUUUGUAUACGAUCACGUCAAAUUUUUUUCGAAAUUCUGACAAAAAUGUCGAAAAUGCGGAUUUAUAGUGAGGGUCACAUGGACGCACGUUUUUUCGAUUGAUUCGUGUCAAAAUGAAAUCGAUAUCUCGAAUGGUUUCGAAAAUAUCGAAUUUUGUAUACGAUCACGUCAAAUUUUUUUCGAAAUUCUGACAAAAAUGUCGAAAAUGCGGAUUUAUAGUGAAGGUCACAUGGACGCACGUUUUUUCGAUUGAUUCGUGUCAAAAUGAAAUCGAUAUCUCGAAUGGUUUAGAAAAUAUCGAAUUUUGUAUACGAUCACGUCAAAUUUUUUUCGAAAUUCUGACAAAAAUGUCGAAAAUGUGGAUUUAUAGUGAAGGUCACAUGGGCGCACGUUUUUUCGAUUGAUUCAUGUCAAAAUGAAAUCGAUAUCUCGAAUGGUUUCGAAAAUAUCGAAUUUUGUAUACGAUCACGUCAAAUUUUUUUCGAAAUUCUGACAAAAAUGUCGAAAAUGCGGAUUUAUAGUGAAGGUCACAUGGACGCACGUUUUUUCGAUUGAUUCGUGUCAAAAUGAAAUCGAUAUCUCGAAUGGUUUAGAAAAUAUCGAAUUUUGUAUACGAUCACGUCAAAUUUUUUUCGAAAUUCUGACAAAAAUGUCGAAAAUGCGGAUUUAUAGUGAGGGUCACAUGGACGCACGUUUUUUCGAUUGAUUCGUGUCAAAAUGAAAUCGAUAUCUCGAAUGGUUUCGAAAAUAUCGAAUUUUGUAUACGAUCACGUCAAAUUUUUUUCGAAAUUCUGACAAAAAUGUCGAAAAUGCGGAUUUAUAGUCUAGGUCACAUAGACGCACGUUUUUUCGAUUGAUUCGUGUCAAAAUGAAAUCGAUAUCUCGAAUGGUUUAGAGAAUAUCGAAUUUUGUAUACGAUCACGUCAAAUUUUUUUCGAAAUUCUGACAAAAAUGUCGAAAAUGCGGAUUUAUAGUGAGGGUCACAUGGACGCACGUUUUUUCGAUUGAUUCGUGUCAAAAUGAAAUCGAUAUCUCGAAUGGUUUCGAAAAUAUCGAAUUUUGUAUACGAUCACGUCAAAUUUUUUUCGAAAUUCUGACAAAAAUGUCGAAAAUGCGGAUUUAUAGUGAAGGUCACAUGGACGCACGUUUUUUCGAUUGAUUCGUGUCAAAAUGAAAUCGAUAUCUCGAAUGGUUUCGAAAAUAUCGAAUUUUGUAUACGAUCACGUCAAAUUUUUUUCGAAAUUCUGACAAAAAUGUCGAAAAUGCGGAUUUAUAGUGAAGGUCACAUGGACGCACGUUUUUUCGAUUGAUUCGUGUCAAAAUGAAAUCGAUAUCUCGAAUGGUUUAGAAAAUAUCGAAUUUUGUAUACGAUCACGUCAAAUUUUUUUCGAAAUUCUGACAAAAAUGUCGAAAAUGUGGAUUUAUAGUGAAGGUCACAUGGGCGCACGUUUUUUCGAUUGAUUCAUGUCAAAAUGAAAUCGAUAUCUCGAAUGGUUUCGAAAAUAUCGAAUUUUGUAUACAAUGACGUCAAAUUUUUUUCGAAAUUCAAAAGUUAAAAAAAUCGAUUUUUUUGCAAAUAACUCGUUUCCUAUGGGUUUUACGCUAUUUAUGUUUAUCAUCAAUAUUGUAGAGCAUUAAAUUCUCUACAACUUUUGUUUGAAAUAUUUUUUCAUACGGUGAAUCGUUUCUGAGAUAGAGGGCGGUUAGAAUCCCGUUUGAAAUUAACUAGUAGCCACUAUUAGGGGCGGGCAAAAUAAUCGAUUAAUCGAUAUAUAUAUAUAUUGUUAAAAAUAGUCGGUAAUCGAUUAAUCGGAAAAUAUAAAAAUAUCGAUAAGAUUUUUCGUACAAACGUUAAAAUAAUCGAAUAAUAUAAUAAUCAAUUUAACGAUUAAAAAAUUUAUUUUCUGAAUAAUUAUUUCGACAUAAUUCAUAUCAGAAUCUUACUUCCAAAAAUCUUCUGUAGGUUCGUUAUUUGGUUUGUUUUUUGUAGGAAUCAAACCGUAAUCGUUCUUUUGAAGCUUUAAUUCCGAUUUUAGAUCAAUCGAUUAUCCGAUUUAUCGAUUAUUUUCGAUUAAACGAAAAUAAUCGAUUAUAUUUUUUGAUAAUUGCCCAGCCCUAGUCCAAAUCAAAAUAAUCUCUUAUAAAUUAUUGUUAAAUGUAUAAUUAUAAAUAAUUUUCAUUUUUUAUUAACUCAUACAAAUAGGAAACGAGUUAUUUGCAAAAAAAUCGAUUUUUUUCAACUUAUGACCCCCGAUUUUUGAAGUUGUUCGCAUCGAAUUAUAUGUGAGUUUCGAGAGGAGUUUUAGGAUGUUAAAUGAACGAGUUUAUAGCUGGGCAUCUCGAUUUUUCGAAAUUCUUGGCCUAAAUCUACCUAAAAUUAUUGAACUAAUUCUUUUUAAUCAUUAUCACUAGUAAUAACCCAAAAAAAUUUCGAAAUUUUGUUGCUUGGAAACAGACAACAGGUAAUCGAUUAUCUAGGGAUUUUUGUUGCUUCCGUUGGUAAUUUAUAAAAAUAUUUAUCUCCAACAUUCGUAAAGGUUGUUGAAAUAAAAUGUACUAAAGGUCAAGUUUGAUAAAAAUGAGGUAAUUUUAGAAAAAUAUGAUUAUAACAAACUGGUUGUUACAAAGUAUUUAUUUACAUAAAAAAAAUAACACCGCCGCUAUUAAAUUAUAAACUACAACAAACAGUUUUUCAAAAUGAAAAAAUUUAACCUCACUUUUAGCACAUUCCAAAGUCGUAUAUUUUAUAAUAUAAAAUCAAAGUUCGAGAACUUCAAUCGUUCUGGAGUUCUAAGAAACGAGAUCCUGGCAAUUUCUAGCUACGAAUUUUUAUUUCCUUUACCUCACUUCUUCACGUUUGUUUUCGUUCUCCGUCCACUCUUCAUCUGAUUUUUUCAAAUUCCUUCAUCUUCUUAUUGGUUUAAACUUUUGUCGUAACAUUCCUCAAUCUUCUAAAUGCCAUCUUGGACGUUUCCAGAGUCGAUCAUGGACAUAGAUCUUGUGAUAGGCGUCCUUCUGGAAAAUUCCAAGUACAGAUGUUCUUUGAAAAACUAAUCUAGAACCUUUCAACGUCAUUUGGUAAACUGUAGAACUUGCAAAAGUGCUAGAACUCUUUUGGGUAGCGGGAUAAGUUCAAUCAUUAUAACUUUGAGAUUGUCUGCUUUACCUGGAAUCUUUGGGGCUCUAUCAGGAACUCAUUUUAUGUAUUAUUGGUAAAUUAACGCAUUAAUAGUUGUUUCUGUUGCAUAAACUCGACCAAAAAGAACCUUAUCAUAACCUGUUUUGUCUGCUUAACCUCGAGUCUAACUGUCGAAGUUUGAGACUCCGUUUAGACAUUCGUUGAGACAAGAUUCUCUUAGAGCCAUUCUUUUAACACCCAGAUAAUCAAGUAUCCAAAAAAUUUGAUGUUUUCGUAAAAGAUUUUGUAUAAAGUUUCGAAUAUUCCAAUACGAAGAGCGUUUCCUUGAGGUAUUUACCAAAUUAUCUGUCAUGAUUGAUGAUCGACCUGAUUAUCAACUCAUUAUCGACAAAAAUUGGUUGCGGUGGUAAAUAAAAUUAGCAAAUUUGAACAUCGAUUUGUAUAAAAAUUUGAUUUGUGCAUGCUUAGACCAAAAAAGUCUGCAUAGUUCUGAAAUCAUAGUCGGCCGUGGCGACAAGUUUUAAACUUGCAAUUUUGAACAAGUGCGUUCAAGUCGUCGACGUCCGUUCGCCAUUUUUAAAGUGUAGAAAAGUUCAUUAUCGACUUUCCUGAAGGGUGUGAAUCGUACCCGCGUUUAUGGGACGUACACGGCAAUUCUUAUAAAAACAAAGACAGUCGUUUAGCAAAAAUUGCUAAUUAAUUCGUAUCAAAAGCUUUGGAAUCGCGUAAACUUUGGUGUUAACAAAAUUUUGGAGUACUUUGGGCAAAUAAGGGAGCCUCUGCUGCGCGUCUUCCUAGAAGAUUUACCGAAGCACCCGACAUAGUGCGCACUGUGAAAAACUUUGGUUUUUUGCUUAUAACAAGAACUAGGACGACAACUGGCGCCAUUAAAUCCACCUCUAAGUCCGGCCAGGUACUUCUGGAACCAUCUUCGUACACGGGCCAAAAAUUCGAAUCAUUAUCUUGCGCGUCGCGGUCAUUAUGACACGCCGGGCCUAAAAUUCAACUUUUGGCCCAUGUAGUGUGAUUUUUAACAGAAAGUAAAGGUCCCAGCACGGAAGUACGUACUUUCGAUCGAGGUACGAAGAAAAAUCUUAUACACUACACGAGCAAAAAGCUGAAAUUUCUGUUCUGCGCGUCGUGAUUUUUCGCCUCGGGCGUUAUGACGCGCCGGGCCUAAAAUUCAACUUUUGGCCCAUGUAGUGUGAUUUUCAACAGAAAGUAAAGGUCCCAGCACGGAAGUACGUACUUUCGAUCGAGGUACGAAGAAAAAUCUUAUACACUACACGAGCAAAAAGCUGAAAUUUCUGUUCUGCGCGUCGUGGUUUUUCGCCUCGGGCGUUAUGACGCGCCGGGCCUAAAAUUCAACUUUUGGCCCUUCUAGUGUGAUUUUUAACAGAAAGUAAAGGUCCCAGCACGGAAGUACGUACUUUCGAUCGAGGUACGAAGAAAAAUCUUAUACACUACACGAGCAAAAAGCUGAAAUUUCUGUUCUGCGCGUCGUGGUUUUUCGCCUCGGGCGUUAUGACGCGCCGGGCCUAAAAUUCAACUUUUGGCCCUUGUAGUGUGAUUUUUAACAGAAAGUAAAGGUCCCAGCACGGAAGUACGUACUUUCGAUCGAGGUACGAAGAAAAAUCUUAUACACUACACGAGCAAAAAGCUGAAAUUUCUGUUCUGCGCGUCGUGGUUUUUCGCCUCGGGCGUUAUGACGCGCCGGGCCUAAAAUUCAACUUUUGGCCCUUGUAGUGUGAUUUUUAACAGAAAGUAAAGGUCCCAGCACGGAAGUACGUACUUUCGAUCGAGGUACGAAGAAAAAUCUUAUACACUACACGAGCAAAAAGCUGAAAUUUCUGUUCUGCGCGUCGUGGUUUUUCGCCUCGGGCGUUAUGACGCGCCGGGCCUAAAAUUCAACUUUUGGCCCAUGUAGUGUGAUUUUUAACAGAAAGUAAAGGUCCCAGCACGGAAGUACGUACUUUCGAUCGAGGUACGAAGAAAAAUCUUAUACACUACACGAGCAAAAAGCUGAAAUUUCUGUUCUGCGCGUCGUGGUUUUUCGCCUCGGGCGUUAUGACGCGCCGGGCCUAAAAUUCAACUUUUGGCCCUUGUAGUGUGAUUUUUAACAGAAAGUAAAGGUCCCAGCACGGAAGUACGUACUUUCGAUCGAGGUACGAAGAAAAAUCUUAUACACUACACGAGCAAAAAGCUGAAAUUUCUGUUCUGCGCGUCGUGGUUUUUCGCCUCGGGCGUUAUGACGCGCCGGGCCGAAGAUUCAACUUUUGGCCCCCAUUUUCUCUAGCUCAGUAGCUUCAUAAAUUGUUAAUGAAACGAAUAUAAAUACUAUUUUUAACAACCAGUUUAAUUUAUUAUAUUUUUUAUAAAUCCGUAGGUAAUUUUAAAAGACAUGCCGUUUUUUGUUCGUUGUCCAUAUUAGAUGUGAUUAAAAACAUUGUAAAUCAUUUUGUAAUACUUUGAUUCAAAUAAACCGAUAUUUUUUUGGAAAUUCGCAUUAUUUAUUUAAAAAAAAAAAUCGGCGAACGUCUUCAUCCAGUACAUCUCUCGCAACGACGA
This is a messenger RNA of Diorhabda sublineata, 15882 nucleotides long. Its product is annotated as U2 snRNP-associated SURP motif-containing protein-like. The coding region runs from base 6883 to 8796 and encodes 637 amino acids. Gene Ontology annotation, cellular component: nucleus. The record is from RefSeq and is a predicted model, not a curated record. NCBI's taxonomy places the organism in Eukaryota, Metazoa, Arthropoda, Insecta, Coleoptera, Chrysomelidae. Gene Ontology annotation, biological process: RNA processing. The transcript has a single exon. Gene Ontology annotation, molecular function: RNA binding.